AUUACUCUUUUAUAGAACAAAAUUCUUUUAUAUCAGGGAUUAUAAUUUCAAGUCACAAACGAUAAGAUAUGUGACUCAUAGUUAUAUUAUAGAGAGUUAAAAUCUUAUUCUCGGCUAUUCUCAACCUCAGUAUUCAAAGAGUUUUCAAGGGGAACAGUUCGUAUUUUUUCCAAACAUCUUCUCCACAAACUUCAGUGCAAGGUUGUUGGAUACAGAGACACGAAGUAAAAUUGAAAAAUUCCAACUUGAUUAUUCAAUCAAGUGAAAUUGUAAGUCAAAGUGAGAUUAAAAUUACCCUGAUUAAUCAAUUUGUGAGACUUCGUGACGCAUGGAUCCACUCACAUUGCCGUGCGCCGCCCAAAGCGCGGGACCGGCAAACCAACUUAUUGGGCUCCUUAUCAACACGCUUCUUGCGGCACAGUGCGCCCUAUCGCCGCCUGAAAUGUGGCCCCAAGAUUAUGGACCUACAGCAUUGGAGAAAGGAUUUGAAGAAUAUGAUUUCAUCAUUGUGGGAGCUGGGUCAGCUGGCGCAGUGGUUGCCAAUCGAUUGAGCGAAAAUGCAAAUUGGAAAAUUCUUCUCCUUGAAGCUGGAGGUGAUCCUCCUGUAGAAUCUGAAGUUCCUGGGACUUUCAUAUUUCUGCAACAAACAAAUUUCGAUUGGAAUUACCGAGCAGAGAUAUCCAACAAAGCAAGUAAAUCAAUUGCAGAUGGAAGUUACUGGCCUCGUGGAAGAGGUUUAGGAGGUUCCAGCUCCAUUAACGCUAUGCUCUACAUUCGAGGGAAUCGUCGGGAUUUUGAUCAAUGGGAAGCAAAAGGAAACACUGGGUGGGGAUGGAAAAAUGUCCUUCAAUACUUCAAAAAAUCCGAAGCAAAUCAAAAUGAGGAAAUUGCCGACGCUGAUGGUGGGAAGUUCCAUGGAAAAAAUGGGCCCCUCAAUGUAGAAUUCUAUCCUGAUCAUGAUCCAUUGAAGCAGGUCUUUGUGGAAGCAGCUGAAGAUUUAGGAUACAAACAUUUGACGGAUUUCAAUGGAGAAGAGCACAUAGGGUUCGGGAAGGCACAAGGAACUGUGCAAGGGAGCAAAAGGGUUAGCACAGCUAAAGCUUUCCUUAAUCCAAUUAAGGAUCGUCCCAAUUUGCACAUUGUUAAAAAUGCCUAUGUCCUUAAUUUGGAAACUAAUGGAAAGGAUCAAGUGACUGGCGUUCGAGUGAAUGUAGAUGCAAAGCAAAUAAUGAUUGCCAAAGCCAAGAAGGAAGUUAUUCUAUCCGCUGGUACAGUGAAUACCCCGCAUAUUCUGAUGCAUUCAGGAAUUGGUCCAAAGUACCAUCUCAAGGAUAAUCGAAUACCGCUUAUUAAGGAUUUACCAGUUGGGAAAAAUCUUCAGGAUCAUCUCAUUGUUCCGAUUUUCUUUAGAUUCCACAAAUCAAGUGCAGCCGAAAAGACUCAAGAAGUUGUAGCCGAAUCCGUCUAUAUGUACCUCAUUCACAAGAUUGGUGUUCUCUCAAGUCUUGGAACAGUGGAUACAAUGGGCUUUGUUAACACUAAGAACGACAGUGCUUUCCCUGACAUUCAAUACUUGCACUUUUCUCUGAAGAAGAAAGCUGCAGAAAUUAAAUAUUGUUUUGGACUUUUCGGCUAUGACGGUUCAAUUGUCAAUACACUUGUACAGGCUGGUCAGGAUGCAGAACUUGUAGCAGUAUUUGUUACCUUACUUAAUCCAAAAUCAAGAGGAAGUAUUGAGCUACGAGGACCUGAACUUGAGUAUCAACCGCGAAUUAAAGCAAAUUACUUUGAUGAACAGGAAGAUGUGGAUACCAUUGUUAGAGGAAUAAAAAUCUACAUGAAAAUGCUAAACACGGAAACAUUCAAGAAUAAUGAAGCUGAAGCUUUGAAGAUUCCUCUAAAGGAGUGUGAUAAAUUGAAGUACAACACCAAUGAGUAUUGGGAAUGCUAUGCAAGACAUAUGUCUACAACUCUCUAUCAUCCUGUUGGUACUGCAAAGAUGGGUCCUGAUUCUGACGAAGAAGCCGUUGUGAAUCCUCGUCUUCAAGUUCGAGGUCUAAAAGGACUUAGGGUAAUCGAUGCCAGUAUCAUGCCUGAAAUUGUUUCGGGAAAUACAAAUGCAGCUACAAUCAUGAUUGGAGAAAAGGGUGCAGACUUAAUCAAGGAAGAUUGGAAAGAUGGUGCUAAGCAUCAGGAAUUGUAGAAAAAUUCUUGGGACAAAAUAAUUUAUAAAAAUAAAAGAAUUUCUUAUGGUUCGGUGUGAAUAAAAAAAAAACGUAUUAAAAAAUAAUUGAUUCAGCAAAAACAAA
Molecule: messenger RNA, 2309 nt
Organism: Lutzomyia longipalpis
Lineage: Eukaryota; Metazoa; Arthropoda; Insecta; Diptera; Psychodidae
Product: glucose dehydrogenase [FAD, quinone]-like
Exons: 4
Coding region: 329-2203 (624 amino acids)
Molecular function (GO): flavin adenine dinucleotide binding; ecdysone oxidase activity
Source: RefSeq, a predicted model, not a curated record